AUGUCAUCUGCAGAUUCACAGACACUGCCAUGCUCACGAUCGUUAGCAGAUAUACGUGCUGAGCAAAGCGAUCAGUUGGAUCGGUUGAGAUCACGGCUGAGCGAUGUGAAUAUGCGUGAUUUGGUACCGUUACUGGUCGCUAGACAUGUGCUGCGAAGUCAUGAAAUGGGUGCUGUCUAUUCAAAGGAAGAUCGUACCGAACAAGCGGAUAAAUUAAUUGAAAUCUUAAAAACAAAAAACCACUGGCUUGGACCAAUGAUCGACGCACUGAUCCGCAAUGGACAAGCGGCACUAGCCGAAGAAUUCCUACAUAUGCCAGCAUCACCAACCAAGAAGAAUGCUGCAUGA
Messenger RNA from Anisakis simplex (herring worm), 348 nucleotides. The record is from the annotation of a GenBank genome assembly. Lineage: Eukaryota; Metazoa; Nematoda; Chromadorea; Rhabditida; Anisakidae.